Molecule: messenger RNA, 3931 nt
Organism: Pygocentrus nattereri (red-bellied piranha)
Lineage: Eukaryota; Metazoa; Chordata; Actinopteri; Characiformes; Serrasalmidae
Product: E3 ubiquitin-protein ligase KEG-like
Exons: 14
Coding region: 214-2337 (707 amino acids)
Molecular function (GO): zinc ion binding
Source: RefSeq, a predicted model, not a curated record
UAAAUAUGUUUAUGCUUCACAUGGUGUAAUUGACUUCAGCAAGAGCUCAGAGCUUCAUUUUACUUUUACUUUCACUCUUGUGAGGAGUGUGCCCAGCUUUUGUUUCACAUAUAAGAACCAGGAAAUCUUUUUGAAGACACGACAGUCGGCAAACAGACGCAGCUUCAGUGAGAAACUUUCAAGAGAGAGAAACGUGUAUGUUUUGGGAGUAAAAUGGCGGAGUCUAGGCUCAGAGAUCUGGAUCAAUACAGCUGCUCAAUAUGUCUAGAUCUAAUGAAGAAUCCAGUGACUAUACCCUGUGGACACAGUUACUGUAUGUUCUGCAUUAGCAGCUACUGGGAUAUGGAUAAGAGGAAUAACUGCCCUCAGUGCAGGCAGAACUUCGGUUCAAGGCCUGUUCUUAACAAAAACACAAUGCUUGCUGACAUAAUGGAGAAGAUGAAGGACACAAAGCCGCAGGCCGCUUCACUUGCUCAACCUGAAGCUGAAGCCGGAGACGUAGAAUGUGAUUUCUGCACUGGAAGAAAGGUCAGAGCUGUUAAAUCAUGUCUGGAGUGUCGAGCUUCCUACUGUGAAAUACAUCUCCAACCUCACUACGACUUUCCUGCCCUUAUGAGACACAAGCUGGUAAACGCUACUUUCAUGCCAACAUGUCAGAAACAUGACAAGCUCCUGGAAGUGUUCUGUCAAACUGACCAGAAGUGCAUCUGUGUGUUGUGUCUAAUGGAUGAUCAUAAAGGCCAUGACACUGUUUCCUGUGCAAAAGAACGGGAAAAAAAACAAUUAAAACUGGAGGCUGAUAAGAGCAAAUAUGAGGAGAAAUGCAAAGAAAAAGAGAAGGAGCUUUACAAGCUGCAAAAAGCCACUGCGUCUCAUGUGCAAUCUGCACUUCAGGCAGUGGAGGACACUGAGAAAGCCUUUACUGAGUCAGUCACUUUUAUUAAGAAAAGACAUUCUGAGGUCAUAGAGAGGAUCAUAGCUCAAGAGAAAGCUGACCUGGAUCGACUUGGAGAUCUUCGUGAACAGCUGGAGCUUGAGAUAGCUAUGCUGAGGGCAGAAGGAGAUGUCCUGGACAAGCUUUUACAGACAGAGGACAACAUCCACUUCCUUCAGAAUUUUGAGAACAUGCCCAAUCCGUCUGGAGUUCAGGAUAGUCCGAGUCAGUCACUGGAACUAGAUGGUUCUUUUGGGAAUGUGAGCAAAGCAGUUUCUGACUUUAAAGAGAGGCUGGAGGAGAUCUGCAAACAGGAAGCAGACAGCAUUUUAGAAAGUGUCUCAGAUUUAUCGAUAAAGAGCUCUCCAGACCAGAUCAAGAUUGGGGACAAAGUUUGCGUGAAAUCUUCAGUGAAAAUGCCAAAAUUUAACUGGGGCCCUCACGUCACGCACAAGAGCAUAGGCGAGGUCAAAGCUGUGCAUGGUGAAAGUCUUAUCGUCAGCUUUCCAGGGCAUGAAGACUGGAAGGGAGACCUCUCUGAGAUGGAGCUAGUGACUGGUGACAUCACUCCAGGAGCCUCAACUCAGAAGCGCAGUAUAAAAGUUGGAGACCGAGUCCGGGUGAAGCUUUCUGUUGACACUCCAAAACACAAAUGGGGAAGGAUUAGUCACCAGAGUGUGGGUGUUGUGAAAGCUUUUGAUGGGGAAGCCAUGACUGUGGACUUUCCUGAGCAUGCUGGCUGGAAAGGUGUAGUCUCAGAGAUGGAAAUAGUGUCUGCUGAUGAUGCCUCAGGCGUAUUGACUGGAAACAACAGUUUCCAUAUUGGAGACAAUGUGAGAGUGAAAUCCACAGUCGUGACUCCUAAACACCAAUGGGGAGGCGCCACUCACAAAAGUGUUGGUGUAGUUACAGAUAUUAAGGAAGACACUGUGGUUGUGGAUUUCCCUGAAUGUAAAGGCUGGAAGGGCAUCAUCUCAGAAAUGGAGCUACUAUCCAGCAAAGACACUGAAGGAUGCUUCAGAGUUGGAGACCGGGUCAGGGUGAAAGAUUCUGUUAGUACCCCGAAAAAUGGAUGGGGACGUGCCUCUCACAAGAGUGUUGGUGUGGUUACAGCUAUCAAUGGUAAAAGUAUAGCUGUAGAUUUUCCUGAGCAUCAGUCAUGGAAUGGUAUUGUUUCUGAAAUGGAACUGGCUCCGAGUGCUGAUUCAGAAUACUGUAAGUUCAAGCCUGGUGACAGAGUCCGAGUGAAAGCUUCAGUAAGAACUCCAAAAUACAACUGGGGAUCUGUCAGUCAUAAAAGUGUGGGCGCGAUCAAAGCUCUUGAUGGUGAAAAUAUGACUGUACAUUUCCCUGAGCAUAAAUCUUGGAAAGCUGCAGUUUCUGAAAUGGAACUGGCACCAUAAAACUGGUUAUGGUGCUAAUGGACUUCAAUCAGGUUUUGAAAGGUAUUUGAGAAUCACUGAGAAGUCUGCAAUAUCAUACUUUAGUUAUAAAUUAUUUUCUCUUUAAUCCAAAGCUCCAUUCAAGCUCUUCGAUUGAAUUGGGCUGUGGAGUAGAGUAAUGGAGGUUCGCCCAGUACUUUUGUCAUAGGUUGGAGUGGAGUUUGUGAUCCAGAACUAAUCAUCCAACAUCAGUAUCUGACCUGCACUAAUGGUCUUGCGCUAACAAAUUUGAGUUUGAUAAGAUCAACUUUCCCCAGCAGUACUAAUGUCAAGUAGUUUAUCUUUUUCCUUUUUCUGCAAAACAACAUUGCAUGUAUACACCAAUGUGUUAUUUUUCUCCAAAUUCUAUAAUAAUCAUAUUCAAAAUAUCCCCUGCUCUAGUUAAAAACACAGAAAGUACUGAUUGAAUAUUUAAAAUCUGCUCUAGUGACAGACAUCUUCCUUUGUUUCAGCAGGUUAAGAGUGACAAAUGAUUAUCUAAACAAAAUGUGAAAAUAUAUGAGUAUGCAUCAGUGAGGGUUAACAAACUUUUGCUAGUCUCAAAUGGUUUCUGGUCCAAUCAUCAGCCACAAAGGAACUCCAAAAAGAAGGGCAAUCUGAAGCUGGGUGGUCUACAAGUGUUAGAAUGUCUAUUUACAGACUGAAUAGUUACAGCCUUGAAAUAUUACGGGAUGGCAAAGACCCAAAUGCAGAGAGGAAAACCUGUGAGAAAGGGUUUUAAAUGAAUGUACAAAGUGAUGGAGUGUGAAUGGAGUGAUUCUGGCUCAGAGCCAGGCUCGAACAGCCAAUGUACUAAAUUACUGCUGCAGGAAAGGACAGACAAAGGGAAUGCAGAAAACAAUGAACUCAAACAAAGGCUGAGAUAGAAAAGUAAAAUAAAAGAUAACCAGAAAACAAAAAACACUUCCUCUGUAAUUAUGAGAGAAAGAUCAGUUGUUUCAUCUGUUUUUUAGUUUUGUGUGGCUUGGAGUCAUUCCUUGUUUAAGCCUUCUUUUUGUUUUGGGGCAAUUUAUUCUUUUUUAUUCCUCUUUUUCCCCCUUUCCUUUCCUGUUUAAAUAUCCACCUGGGCUAAGUACCAUACCGGUCACCCCUCUACAAAUGUGUGACAAAGGGCUAUUGUUUGCCAAGGUCUUAAGUAGAGGAGUCCACAGGUGUGGACUCUGGGAAUUGGAGUCGCCUGAACCAGUGGUGCUUUGUCGCCAUCGCCCUCUGCUGCCAUGCAAUGAUUUAUCACAAACAACAGUUACACCAAUUUUUAAAAAUGUAUGUAUAAUUCAAUUGAGAUGUAAAAUGGACAGUGUUUCCCCUUCAAUUAUGAAGAUGAAGAUGAUUAGCUGGUGAAAAUUAUUUUCAAUCAACCUGAAGUCAAACAUUUAUCUUACAGAUGAGAGUUUACUUAUUAACAUAUCCUUUGAUUUCAUCAUAUUGGUUGUAAUUGUUAUCAUUUCACUUAGAUCACUCUAGUCUCUCUUUCCAGGGAUUUUCUUAUCUUCCUAUGUAAUGAUAAAAAUCUGACUAUAAUUAAAAGUGAACAUAAAUAAAGAUUAUUAUUGUU